Hippocampus zosterae (dwarf seahorse) is the source of this 1995-nucleotide messenger RNA. RefSeq names its product calcium homeostasis modulator protein 1 (gene calhm1b). Gene Ontology annotation, molecular function: monoatomic cation channel activity. Bases 207 to 1262 code for a protein of 351 amino acids. Lineage: Eukaryota; Metazoa; Chordata; Actinopteri; Syngnathiformes; Syngnathidae. The record is from RefSeq and is a predicted model, not a curated record. The transcript is spliced from 3 exons.
CUAUGUGGUUGACUUUGAACAAUCCUACAGACGGUUUGAGAAACACAGUUCCGUCGGUCUGAUGCACAGCGUGUGAAGAGACAAAAAAAAAAAAAGAACUGCUAAUACUUCAAAUGGGCAACUUGUGGUCUUUUUGUCUCUUCCAGCGCCUACUUUAAAGCAAAUUUGCAUCCCAUUGGAGCUGAAGCCCUAACAUAUGUGCAAAGAUGGAUAAAUUGCGUAUGAUGUUCCAGUUCCUUCAAUCCAACCAGGAAUCUUUUAUGAAUGGGAUCUGUGGUAUCAUGGCCCUGGCUAGUGCACAGAUGUACUCUGCCUUUGAGUUCAGCUGUCCCUGUAUUCCAGAAUACAACUACAGCUAUGGGAUCGGGCUGCUGAUCAUCCCACCGAUUUGGUUUUUCUUAUUAGGAUUUGUAUUGAACAAUAAUGUGUCUGUGCUAGCAGAAGAAUGGAGAAGACCUACGGGAAAGAGGACAAAGGAUCCAUCAAUCCUUCGCUACAUGUUUUGUUCAAUCACACAGAGAUCUUUGAUAGCACCUGCAGUUUGGGUGUCGGUGACUCUCAUGGACGGAAAGAGCUUCCUCUGUGCUUUCAGCAUCAAUCUGGAUGUUGACAAGUUUGGGAAUUAUAGUCUCACCAAGGGGAUGUCCGAGACAGAGAAGAUAAAACUGCUGGCUAAGAUUCCAUGUAAAGACUUAUUUGAGCAUCAGGAAGUCAGAGUAGCGGCGUCACGCUACAUCAAGUGCAUAUCACAGGCUUGUGGAUGGAUGUUUUUGCUCAUGAUGACCUUCACAGCAUUCCUGAUCCGUGCUAUUCGACCUUGCUUUACUCAAGCUGCUUUCCUCAAAACCAAAUACUGGUCUCAUUAUAUCGACAUUGAGCGCAAGAUAUUCGAUGAGACCUGCAAGGAGCAUGCCAAGAGCUUCGCCAAGGUUUGCAUCUACCAGUACUUUGAAAAUAUUAGUGGAGAGAUGCGCAACUUACAUCGUCACUCCAGCAAGGAUGACAGUGACUAUGAGGAUGAUGAUAAGAGAAGGAACGAGGAAGACAAACUCCUGGGUAUAAGGGUCCAGGAUGACAUGAAUAAAGCUUUGUGUAACUGGCACAUAUGCAAGCCAGCUCUUGCGUUGAGAAAAGAGCAAAAAAAUGGUGAAAACAAUGACAAGCUGCUUGGAGAAGCCGGUGGAGCAGUAAACGGACUUGCAAAUGGCCACACUCAUAAUGUGGAGAAAAAGGAAUGGGCGAUGUAUUACAGUAAAGUUUGACCUCAAAGGGACAAAUAACUACAUGCUUGAAAUACUUUUGGUUUCCGGAGUGUAUCAGAAAUGUGUUUGUGAAUGAAUUUUCAGUCUCUUGACAGGCUCAUUUAAUAUGCUUACAACCCACUACUUUGGGUACAAUGCGCAUCUAAUGCAAGCUAACGCAAAAGCUGUACAUAUGUACUGUAUAUGUAUAUAGGAUAUGUAUGUUUGUGUAUAUACUGUUGAUACAGUAUUGCGAAAGUAUUCGGCUCCCUUGAACCCUUCACACAUGAAAAUAUAAAAUUGGAUAUUUUUUUAUGAAGUAUCAACAUCAAGUGCAACACACUUGCGAAGUGGAACGAAAUGCAUUUUAACCUUUGUUUUUAAAUUAAAAAAAAACAACAGCUAGCUGGAGACAUCCACCAACAAGACUUGCAGCUGUAAUCGCACCAAAAAGUGGUUCUCAGAAGUAUCGACUCAGGGGGCUGAAUAAUUUUGCGCACCCAGCUUUUCAGUUUUUUCCAUAUGAAUUUUGUUCCACUUCAUGUUUGUGUCCCACUUGGUGUUGAUUGUUCACCAAAAGUUCCAACGUUGUCGUUAAAUAAAUAAAUAAAUAAAUAAAUAAAUCGUUCAAGUGGGCCCAAUACUUUAGCAAGCGAUUGUAUGUGUGUGUGCAUAUGCAUGUAUAUUAUUGUUGUUUGAAGUGGCUUAGAGCAACACUGAAUCAAAUGGGUGUUGCACAUGUUAUUCUAGCUUG